This is a messenger RNA of Perkinsus marinus ATCC 50983, 792 nucleotides long. RefSeq lists its product as hypothetical. The record is from RefSeq and is a predicted model, not a curated record. NCBI's taxonomy places the organism in Eukaryota, Perkinsozoa, Perkinsida, Perkinsidae. The transcript has a single exon. The coding region runs from base 1 to 792 and encodes 263 amino acids.
AUGGGAAAUUUCGAUCUCCUCCCUGAGGGAAAGUCAACGCUGCUUCCGAGUGACUCUAUUGGAGUGUCUCUUGCUAACGCCCUGGCUGUGCUCCAGACCUUGCCGACCUUCCCUGAGAUUCUCUUCCCUCUCGAAGGCUGGGACCCGGAACUUAGACAAUACGGUGUGCACAUUUUGAGAUUGGCUGGCAAGUUCGCCGUACUCCCAGGGCUGCACAUACCCUUAGUCGAUGGAGAGCCUCGAGGCACACGGUGCCACGAGGGCGCCUUUCUCUGGCCGGCUCUGUGUGAACAGGCUCUAGUCGCCCUUAUUGGGGACAAGCGACUUGUGCGACUGAGCUUGACUGACGAUAUUCUCCGUGAUUUAUCUGACUCCUAUUGGGUGGAGCGAAUGGAAGUCGCUGGUGGGAACUGGCAAGAUCGUGUCAAUGAAAGCGUCGCGACGGAAAAUACCGUAGUGCUCGCGUGCACAUAUAUGUCCGACCAAGACGCUCAGGGUGUGAACGACGAUCAAAUCAACUUCGUCGAGCAUAUCGAUCAGCAGCGGGUUGCUCUUCGCUGUCCAUUCCAAGAGAGUCCCGAAUCUCUAGUGGAGAUCGAUUUGCAUACCUUCAGCGGAGCAUUCAACUCGAUCAUCACUCUCCGCAACAUUCCACCGAGUGCCAGCCGAUGGACAUUCCGCGGUCGAUUCACCUGUGACACUUGUGGAGGAACGCCAAUUCCUAUACGGCAACCAAUUCCUGGUGGGAAAGAGGUCGUCGACAUCGCCAUCCUCGCGACUUGGCUUCGAUAG